Carcharodon carcharias (great white shark) is the source of this 5921-nucleotide messenger RNA. It is a transcript of the gene dgcr2, whose product is annotated as DiGeorge syndrome critical region gene 2. Gene Ontology annotation, molecular function: protein binding. The record is from RefSeq and is a predicted model, not a curated record. Bases 377 to 1954 code for a protein of 525 amino acids. Lineage: Eukaryota; Metazoa; Chordata; Chondrichthyes; Lamniformes; Lamnidae. Gene Ontology annotation, cellular component: membrane. The transcript is spliced from 13 exons.
AUUUUGAAAUGGUGCCCCAUACACCAUAAUCUAGGUCAUUACCUGUGGGAAGAGCAGUCGGAGAGGUAGACCUGUCAGCUGCUUGGAACCGGCCCGCGCUGAGUUCGAAAGGAGAGUGAAAAAAACAAAUUGUGACAUCACAGGAAAGAAGAAAUUUGAUUGGUUGGAGAAGAAGCUAUCUGUUUGGUGAGUGUAUGGAAGAAGAUGCUGCCAAACCCAUAGUGAAAGAGGAGGUGUUGAGACACUGAACGAGGAAGGAUAUACUUGCCAUAGACGAUGUAUAGUGGAGGUUCAACAAACUCCAUCCUGGGAUGGCGAGAUUGCCCUAUGAGGAGAGAAUAAGGAGACUGGGCUGUAUUCUCUAGAGUUUGGAAGAAUGCGAGGCCCGCGGCUAGGUCUGGCGAGACUUUUAUCAGAGCUGCGCUGUACCCCUGGACAGUUUGCUUGUAACACUGGAACUAUUCAGUGUAUUCCUCAAACCUGGCACUGUGAUGGCUGGCAGACCUGUGAAGAUGGCAGCGAUGAGCUGGAUUGUCCAGGUGUAAUUGGCGAUCACCAGGUACACCAUGUGAAGGAAACAGUGGACUUGAAACAUGGGCGUGGCAGAGGAGCUGAGGACACCCGCUUCUACCCUGUCAACGUGGGCCAGCCAUUUCAUUUCACCCGGAAGUGCCCUACUGGCUGGCAUCACUAUGAAGGGACAGCAAGCUGUUACCGAGUGUAUCUGAACAGCGAGAAUUAUUGGGAUGCUGUCCAGACAUGUCAGCAAGUGAAUGGAUCACUGGCCACCUUCACAACUGAUCAGGAGCUGCGAUUCAUACUGGCAGAAGAAUGGGAUCUGGACGAACAGCCAGUGAGCCGCAAGGACCAGCGCAGAUUCUGGGUUGGUUAUCAAUACAUGGUAACCAACCGAAGUCACACCUCACUUCAGGGGCAGUGGGAAGUAGCCUACAAGAGUAGUUCCACAGAAGUGUUCCUUCCCCCAGAGAAGGUAACGUUUUUUGGGAUGACCAUCUCUGAGCAGGAAAACGUAUUAUGUGCUCAGCUGCAAUGCUCCCACUUCCCCAGCCUGCGGCACCAUGGCUUACACAGCUGGUAUGCAGAGAACUGCAAUGAAAAGUCAGCAUUUCUUUGCAAGAGAAGUCAAACCUGUGUGGAUAUAAAAGAUAACGUAGUGGACGAGGGCAAAUACUUCACUCCAAAGGGCAAUGACCCAUGUUUGAGCUGCACCUGCCACAACGGUGAGCCUGAAAUGUGUGUGGCAGCCCUGUGUGAGCGGCCCCAAGGCUGUCAGCACUACGAGAAGGACCCGAAAGAAUGCUGCAAAUUCACCUGCCUCGACCCAGAUGGCAGCAGUAUUUUUGACUCCAUGGCGAGUGGAAUGCGUUUGAUUGUAAGCUGUAUCUCCUCCUUCCUUAUCCUCUCGCUGCUACUUUUCAUGGUUCACCGGUUGCGACAGAGACGCAGAGAGAGAAUAGAGUCUCUCAUUGGGGGCAACUUGCAUCAUUUUAACCUUGCACGAAGUGGAAUGCCAGGCUUCGAUUAUGGCCCAGAUAGCCUUGGAUCAGGUUUAACUCCUUUACAUCUUUCUGAUGACGGUGAGGGAGGAGCAUUCCACUUCCAUGACCCUCCACCUCCAUACACAGCUUAUAAAUACCCAGAUAUACAACAUCCCGAUGACCCACCACCUCCAUAUGAAGCGUCCAUCAAUCCAGACAGCAUGAUUUGUGUUAGCCAAGAUGGUGAUCGUGGGCAGGUGGUAGAGCCGAGCAGCCAGCUACCCAUAGCAGAGGGGGCUAUUGGAGAACAGGCAGAUGCCGCAAACUUUACCUUACCGACUGUCAUAGAGGAGCUGGAAGAUUCAGCUGACAGCUGUACCUUGCUAGUGCCACAUGACACCUGCUUAGAGAGUGGAGCAUUAAGCAGUCACUCCUCAAUAAAUACUGUUGUAUAAAUGGAUGGGUUUAUCCUUGAUUUUUGGAAUAAGAGCGGAUGUUUGCACAGUGCUGUACAGACAAACAUUAGUCAGAUGACUAAAAAAGGCUUUAGUUCUGGUUUCCAGCAGUCAGAUUUCCUGUUUCAAUGAGCGAGUUGAUCCUUUUUGUAUAUAUUGAUGGUGGAAUCAGCACAUUUUCCUGGAGACAGGUACAAUAGGACUUUAAGAAGCUAAUGGGCGGCUGUUUUUUGUGUUUUUUUUAAUAUAGACGUCUGAAUGCAGGACUUGGAAUUGAGAAGCUGGAAGAGACUUGAGGAGGUAGUAGUUCUGCAUGCUGAAUAAAUACUGGCAUCACAAAGUUCUCUCAUAACCAGAGCUUUCGGACCAGGAACUGAUGGGGCCCAUUGUUGGAAAGAGCUGAAAGAUAUUUGUAGACAAACAGAAGUGCACUCGCCAUUCUGUGCUGUCACUGGGGCACAAGAAUGGUGGAGGUGAGCUGUGCACUAGGGUGGAGGGUAGUUGGGGUAUGCAUAUGUUGCACAGGCUGCUUAAGGGUCUCAUUGUGGGGGUGGUGGUGGGGGACAGGUGGUCACAGACUGGGGAUAUUACUGGCCAUCUGGGUGGGCUGGGGCAGCAGUAAUGUGGGGAGACCAGAGGCUCUUGGGGGGUGGGGGUUGCAGGCCCUCUCGAGCUGUGGGCACUUCUUCAAGCUCUCUCAGGGGAGGGAGUUUGCAGGCUGUCUCUGGUCUUGCAGGGCAUGGGAGAUUACUGGCUUUCUCAGGGUGAGGGGGGCAAAGUACUUAGGAUCUCAGUAGGACAGGGGCCGAGCAUCUGAAUUAGGGGUAUUAUACAAUAAUGGAAGGUUUUUGUUCGGUUUGGUUUCUUUUUGCCAGUACGGUAUCAAUAGCAAUAUGUUCAGCAAGCUGGGUGUAGGCUGUACUCCCAUCCCAGGCUGUUGAUUGGGGUACAGUGGGAGAGAGCCCAGGUUUCUGAAUGGUGGAUCGAAUGGUGGAGGGUAUCAGUCCUGCAUAAUUUAGGGUUACAGAGUCCGAGAGCACAUUCCUGUACUCCCUUACUCUACUCACUCUUCCUUGCUGGAGAUUUUCAAUAUCAUGUUCAUUUCAGUUCAAUAAUACUGAUCAAUGUAUUGAUCAGUAGUGUUGAUAUUGAUCGAUAAGUUGAUCAUUGUUACUGAUGUGGUCGUUGGUAUUGUUAAUAUUGAUAUGUCCAAUCAUUUUGAUAUGGUCGAUAUUGAUCAUUUAUAUUGACAUGGUUGGUUGAUUUCAAUCAAUAUAUUAAUCUUUGGCAUUGAUGCGGUUAAUACAGAUUGAUGUAGUUGGUUGAUAUUGAUAAUGUGUUAGUUGGGGAACAUUUAGAGUACAGUGAUCAUUAGUUUAGGUUGGCUAUGGAAAGGGGCAAGAAACAAUCCAGAGUAAGAAUAAUUAAAUGGAGAAAACCAACUUCAAUGGGGUAAGAAUGGAUCCGACCAGAUAAAUUGGAAUCAAAAGAUUGGCAGGCAAAAUGAUAACUGAACAAUGAGCUGCCUUUUAAAGAAGAGAGACUUCGGGCACAGUCAGGGUAUACUCCCACAAAGGGGAAAAGCAGGGCAAACAAAUCCAGAACUCCCUGGAUGAUGAAAAAGACAGAAAUUUAGAUGAAGAAGUGUGCUUAUGACACGUGUCAGGUGGGUAAUACAAUGGAGAACCAGCCUGAAUAUAGAUGGUUCAGAAGGGAUUGAAAAAGCAGAGGGUGUGAGAAGAGACUGGCAACUAACACAAAAGGAAAUCCCAAAGUCUUCUAUAGACAUAUAAAUAGUAAAAGGGUAGUAAAAGGAGGAGUGGGGCUGAUAAGGGACCAAAAAGAGGAUUUAUGCAAAGAGGCAGGAAGUUUAGCUGAGGUAUUAAACAAAUACUUUGCAUCUGUCUUUACCAAGGAAGAAGAUGCUGUGCAGGUCAUGGUGAAAGAGGAGGUAGUUGAGUCAUUCAAAGUGUUUAAAAGUAAUGAGAAGGUAUUGGAUAGGCUAUUUGUACUUGAAAUUGAUCAGACACCAGGAUCAGAUAAGAAACAUCCAAGGAUACUGAGGGAAGUGAGAGUGGAAACUGGCCAUAAUUUCCCAGUCUGUCCUAGACUUGGGUGGUGCCACAGGACUGUAGAAUUGCAAACAUUAUACCCUUGUUCAAAAAAGGGUGUAAGGAUAAGCCCAGCAACUGCAGACCAGUCAGUUUAACCUUGGCAGUGGGAAAGCUUUUAAAAACCAUAAUUCAGGACAAAAUUAAUAGUCACUUGAGCGAGUGUGGGUUAAUUAAGGAAAGCCAGCAUGGAUCUGUUAAGGGCAAAUCAUUUUUAACUUGCUGGAGUUUUUUUGAAGAAGUAACAGAGGGUUGAUGAUAAUGUUGUUGAUGAAGUGUACAUGAUUCCAGAAGAAUUUGAUACAGUGUCGCACAACAGACUUGUGAGCAAAGUUAUAGGUCAUGGAAUGAAAGGGACAGCAGUGGCAUAGAUACAAAAUUAGUUGAGUGACAGGAAACAGUGGUUAAUGGAUGUUUGUUGGACUAGAGGAAGGUUUGUAGUGGACUUUCCCAGGUAUAUACUAACGACCUAGACCAUGGUGUACGGGGCACCAGGAAGUUUGCAGAUGAUACAAAACUUGGAAGCAUUGUGAAUUGUGUGGAGGACAGUGUAAAACUUCAAAAGGACAUCUACAGCUUCAUGGAAUGGGCAGGCAAGUGACAUGAAAGCUAAUACAGAGAAGUGUGAAUGAUUCAUUUUGGUAGAAGGAACGUGGCGAGACAAUAUAGAAUAAAGGGUACAAUUCCAAUGGGGAUACAAGAGCAGACAGAGCUGAAUGUAUAUGUGCAGAAGUUACUGAAGGUGGCAAGACAGGUUGAGAGUAUGGUUAAUAAAGCGUACGGUAUCCUAGACUUCAUUUAAUAGGGGUAUAAGAGUACAAAAGCAUGGAGGUUAUGUUAAACCUGUAUAAAACACUCCAGCCUCAACUGGAGUAUUGUGUCCAAUUUUGGGCACCGCCCUGUAGGAAGGAUCUGAAGGCAUCAGAGAGGGUGCAGAAAAGAUUCACGUGAAUGAUUCCAGGAAUGAGGAACUUCAGUUACAUAGAUAGAUUACAGAAGUUGGGACUCCUUGGAGAAGAGAAGGUUGAGAGCAGAUUUGAUCGAGGUGUUCAAAAUCAUGACGGGUCUGGACAGAGUAAAUAGGGAAAAGCUUCCUAUUGGUGGAAGAGUCACGAGCAAGAGGGCACAGAUUAAAGGUUAUUGGCAUAAGAAGCAAUGGAGACAUGAGGAAAACUUUUUCACGCAGAGUGUAGUUAGGAUCUGGAAUGCGCUGCCUGAGAGUGUGGUGAAGGCAGGUUCAGUCAACACAUUGAAAAGGGAAUUGGAUUAUUAUCUGAAAAAGAAGAAUGUGCAGGGCCAUGGGGAGAAGGCUGGGGAGUGGCACUAAGUAAACCUUUUCUUCAGAGAGCCAGCACAAGCAAGUCUGGCUGAAUGGCCUCUAUCUGUGCUGUAACCAUUCUGUGAUUGAUUGAUUGAGAAAUUGACAUUGGUUUGUCGAUAUUGAUCAAUGAUAUAUGGAUGCUGGACUUUGUGUUGACCUGGUUGCAGCUAUUUUAUUGGAAAAAUCUUAUUCAGAUGGAGAGUUUAGGAAUUAUGCACUACCUUCCUAUUGUCUAGCCACAAUCUUUCCCUUCGGCACUCAAUUCACACAACCAGAUAGGGGUGCGCACAGUCCAUUCAAAUACUGCAUUUACCAGAUGUUUGUACUUAGUUUGUCUGUGAUUGAUCUUACUGUGGCAGUGGAAAGAUUUUGAUAAUCGGCAAAAUAUUAUGUAGAAAUUAAAUUUGAUACUGUUAUUAGGUCCAUGUAUGUGUUCAGGAGUUUCCAUUUUUCACUGUCUGCAGCACGUUCAAGUUUUCAUGUUGCUGUUAAUAAUAUUCAUUGAAAUGCCAAAUAAAUUCUGAAGUGGAGAUAA